Molecule: messenger RNA, 1830 nt
Organism: Closterium sp. NIES-65
Lineage: Eukaryota; Viridiplantae; Streptophyta; Zygnematophyceae; Desmidiales; Closteriaceae
Source: the annotation of a GenBank genome assembly
AUGUUCCGCGGUCUCCUUGGAGUAGCCGUCUUCGUCCGCGUAUGCCUCUCACCUCCCAGCAGCUGCACGAUUGGUACGAUCGCCAUCAGCGUCGCGCUUCUGCACCUCAGGGCUCUACUGCUGGGGGUUCUUUUGUUGGCGUCACUGGAGCUGGGAGUGGUGCUGGUCCUUUGCCUGCUAGAGGUGCUGGUGUCGCUGGUCCUGGAGGUGCUCGUACUUGGGGUACUAGAGCUGCUGGGGCUGACGGUGGUGUGUCUGAGGGUACUGCUGCUGGUGGCACUACGGUUGGAGACCCUAGGCCUGGAGGUGCUAGUUCUGGGGGUGCUGCACCAGGAGGGGCUGGAGGUAUUGAGGGUGUUGGAGCUGCUGGAGGUACUAGAGCUGCUGAGGGUACUGGAGCUGCUAGAGGUGCUGGAGCUGCUGAGGACGCUGGAGCUGCUGGAGGUACUGGAGCUGCUGAGGGUACUGGAUCUGCUGGAGGUGCUGGAGCUCCUGAGGGUGCUUGAGCUGCUGGAGGUGCUGGAGCUGCUGAAGGUGCUAGAGCUGCUGGUGCUGGUUCUUAGCCUCUCGUCGUCUACUGGUCUUCCGUUACAGCCUGGCUCACAUCUGCCUGCUCCUUCUCCUUACACUAAGCAGACAGGGGGCCUUGCUAUCUCACCUGUCCGUUCUGGUCGUUCCAGUCGUCGUGUUCCUCGCCAGCGUCAACCGGCAGUCCCCGACCCUUCCCUUGUAGUCCGUCGUCCUUCCUCUCCUCCGCAGCGUGUUCCUCUGCCGUCUCCUCCUACGUCUUCUCUGCCUGUCGUUACAGACCCUGAGUCUGACCGGAUUCAUGCUGAGCACCCUACUGUCACGCGUCUGCUAGCCACUGUAGUCACUGACCCGUCGUUUGAGUCUACUGCUGCGUUUGCCUUUGUCGCUGAGCUGGUUGACUUUGCUGCUGCCUGUCGUCUAGACUACGCUGCUAGUCUUGUUGCUGAGUCUGAGUCUGUCUGUCCUCCGUCCGUCGGGGUGCGUGUGCUCUUAGCACGGACGUCCUUGAGGACAGGCAGGAGGACCUCGAGUGUCUUGCGACCGCUGCGUCUCAUCUCGUGGCCAUGCUGCUUGCCAUUCUCCCCCAACCCGGAUGCACCAGACAUCCCGACCCCGCGCUCUUACGCUGAGGCGAUCGCGGGUGAGUAUUCCUCUCAGUGGCAGACAGCCAUGGACGCAGGGAUGGCAUCCUGGAAGACCAAAGGCACCUACGUUGACGAGGUUCCCCCUCUUGGGGCGAACAUCAUCAGUGGCAUGUGGAUUUUCAGGGUAAAGCCGCUGCCAGGUUCUCCGCCUAUCUUCAAGGCUCGUUACGUUGCUCGUGGUUUCAGUCAGCAAGAGGGAGUUGACUUCUUCCAGACAUUCUCCCCCAACCCGAAGAUGACCACUCUUCAGGUGCUGCUGCACGUUGCCGCUCAGCGUGACUACGAGCUUCACUCGCUUGACUUCAGCACAGCCUUCUUACAGGGCAGCCUGCACGAGGAGAUCUGGCUGCGCCGCCCACCCGGCUUCACUAGGUCGUUCCCUCCUGGUACCCAGUGGAGCCUCCGGCGGCCGGUUUACGGUCUCCGCCAGGCGCCACGUGAGUGGCACGACACACUGAGGAUGACACUUGCAGCUCUUGGGUUUGCUCCUUUGACUGCUGACCCGUCGCUGUUUCUACGCACCGACACUUCGUUGCCGCCGUUCUACAUCCUCGUGUACGUCGACGACUUGGUCUUUGCCACUGCUGACACUAAGGCUCUAGCCCUGGUGAAGUCAGAGCUGCAGAAGAGACACACGUGCACAGACCUGGGUUAG